Molecule: messenger RNA, 4282 nt
Organism: Branchiostoma floridae (Florida lancelet)
Lineage: Eukaryota; Metazoa; Chordata; Leptocardii; Amphioxiformes; Branchiostomatidae
Product: inhibin beta B chain-like
Exons: 2
Coding region: 208-1533 (441 amino acids)
Biological process (GO): BMP signaling pathway; SMAD protein signal transduction
Cellular component (GO): extracellular region
Molecular function (GO): growth factor activity; cytokine activity; hormone activity
Source: RefSeq, a predicted model, not a curated record
GGUACAUCCCCGUCUUUCAUUCCCAACGCUUCAUGCUCGGGCGGCUGCAGCGACGUUUUUCUAGUUCAAAUUACACCAUUGAUUCCUUCUCUUGUUGUGCGUUUGACAGAAAGGCGGGACGGACGACAGCCACCUCUGUCGUUGGACAAGGGAAUAUCUAUUAGACGGCCUGGACCUGCCAGCGGGAGACACAGUAGCGUGUUUGCCAUGCCAAUCUGCAUAACAAAGGCGGGGGAGCUCACCCCGCGGAGAGCGAGGGGCGUUUCUAGCUCCAGCUGGUCGGGACCAACACAAGGCUGUGCGUACACCAUGGGCCGGCAGGAUGGGGGCAGACGGUGCGUCCUGGUGCUGCUCCUGGCCGGCAUCUGUGUGUGCGCCGAGGCGGCCAGCACCAGACGCUGCACCACCUGCUCACCGCAUACAGUCCAGGACAAGGUGGAGAACGCUCUCAGGUUGGAGCUCAUCAAGAGGCAGAUCCUCGACAGGUUAGGCCUGGACGCCCGGCCCAACAUUACCAAGGCCGUCCCGAGAAAGGCCAUCCACACGGCGCUGAGGAGGCUCCACGCAGAGGACCUCAUCACGCAGGUCACCACGCCUGCUCCCGAAGACCACGACGACGAGCAACAAGAACAUCACGAAGAAGCUCAAACUGUAGAGAUCAUCAGCUUUGCAGAAGCAGCCGACGGCGACCUGGGGCGAGAAUACAUCCAGUUCAAAACAUCGGAUAACGCUGAAACAACAGUUGCGUCGCGAGCGGUGACCUGGGUGUUUCUCAAGCUGUACGCGGAUAAGAUGGCCAUGAGGAAGCCAGUGUCGGUUACAAUCGACCUGGCGCAGGUGAGAUCGGCGGGGCUGGGUCUACAGCAGGUAGAGACCGUGGUGAGAAGGACGCUCUUGAUCACGAGGAGUGGCUGGCACUCCUUCAACGUCGUAGGCGCAUUGAGAGACGUCUUGGAGAACAAGGUGACGUUCCGCGUGCGGUGUUACGGCUGCGGCAGCGUGGUCAAACCGAUGCUGCUCAGCGACGUCGGCGUCAGCGUGCGUCCCGACGUCCUACGGCGGCGGCGAGGGGAGGAAGACGAGGGGAGUCUCCACCACAAACUCGGACACGACGUUGACUUGGACGAAGUCAAGCACCCCCAUCACCCCUUUCUCGUCCUUAGAACGCGUUCAAAGCCUGGGAAGAGAAGAAGUAAAAGACAGGCGGAUAAAGGAGCCUGCAGAAAGCACUCCCUCUUCGUUAGCUUUGAACAGCUCGGCUGGGACGACUGGAUCAUCGCGCCGAUGCCAGGCUACCAGGCAAACUUCUGUGCAGGGGGGUGCCCCUCAGUACAAUAUCCAGAAACAACGGCGUCUUUCCAUGCCUUACUGGGGGAUGAGAAGCGUUUUGACACCCCCUAUUCCACGUACAUCUCACCAUGCUGCACUCCCACAAAAAUGAGCUCUAUUUCAAUGUUGUAUUUUGAUAAAGACAAUAACAUUGUGAAAGCUGACGUUAGAAACAUGGUAGUCGACGAAUGUGGGUGCAAAUAGUUCGUCCGAGGGAAGGGACGCAAAUGAGAACUCAUGGACAGAUACACAGGCAUAUGGACGUCCAAAAGGUGUCUGUUCUUCCUACCCGAUUUUACGCAUUUCAAUUCCUUUUCUGGAAUUCUGAAUUGGAAUUCAAGACCGCCGUAGGGAGCCGUUACCACUUGCGUGGUAUGUAUAUCGCUAUAUUGGCGUGUUGUGUUUUCGCCUCAAAGGCAUGUACAUGUGUGUUUGUUCAAAUGAGAGGUUAUGAGAUAUAUUUGUAAACUAUUUGUAAAACUAGCGACCAAAUGUAUAGUCGUGACGAAAUGCUGCAAUUUGAGCUAUGGUGAGUCAAUUGAACCAACCCUUAAAUUGAAGAUGCAAAGCAGUCUUCUAUGGAUUCGUAUUACUAUUAUUGUGCCGUGCGACAUACGGUCUGGGUCAUUGACCUCUAUUGACAUUAAGGGAACUGAAUAUUAAGAUUUUUUUGAGGAGUGGAAAAGUGUCCGUUUCCUUCUAAAGGCUUUAGAAAAUCUCCACUUUAUUUCAUAGGCAAAGCGAGAACUCCCCCCGUAUAAUCACAUGCAAACUAAAAAAAUAAACCAAAUGCUGGAAACAAACUAGAAAAAAAACUAUGCUUCAGUGGAGAAAAUAGUUAGACUGAGUUUUCCCGUAUUUGAUGACACAGUUGUUCGAAGGCAGCCAGACAAAACUUGCACACAACAAAAGCUGAGGCAUGCGGUGACCCCUGACCGUCUGAAAAGGCAGGCUGGACUGAGCAAACACUGAAGACCAGACGUGUAGAAACCAAUAAUACCCGUCAUACGGAACGCAGACGAGCGGUGAAAAAGCUUCAGGAAUGCCAUUCCCAUUCUGAUGUUUACUUGUCGGCAACGAACAGGGGAUGUCCGCUACCGAGCCAUUUCCCUUUAUGACGAGGGUCAGUGAAAAAUCAACACUGAAAACAAGUCUGGCAACGUGUUAACCUUCUAAAAAAUUAUCAACGGAAAGCGUGUACUAAAGCGUUAGAGAGAGCGACCAAUUCCAGUACCAAAACCAAGGUUAGGUUCGAUACGGUGAGCUGUUUUCAAACAUCCGUGUCUUCGGUUACCGCAACGAGAACCCCAACCAAGGUCGCCCUAAAUCCCCAAACCCACGCGACCUUCUUAACCGAGGGAUCAAAAUAAACUUCAGAAUCCGUGGCUGUAACAACAACUCCCUUGGACUGGGCACCGAUUCGUUUUUAAAGGAAGGAACGUUCGGUCAAAUACAGACAGUGUAAAAGGUAACCACACGAAAAUUACGUUUUGUACACCAGAUCUUGCUGUGUAUGUCUCAUCGUCCACAGAAACAUUUCUGAAAAGAAAGCACAAUCAAAAAACAAAGCAUAGCCUUAAUCACAAUUCUCUCUUUCGCCACUCGCUUACUAUUACAUAAGUAUGGCGGUUAUUGGACUUCUACAAUGCUGGUAUUCGGAUACGCUGCUCUCUACCAUCAUGAAAACGGGGCUCGAGACACAAAGAGAAAGUCUCGCGGCAUUGACUGGAUGUGGAUACGACGCCACACUGCUUAGUACCGGAGCCGAAAGGUGAUGGAUGACACCACAACAGUAUUUUGGCAGGCGGGACAAUAGCUCGAGAUAGGCGGACACUGAUAAGAUUUGGCAGCCAGUGGACAUUGGUUGUAAAGAGGCACGGUAUGUAGUGCGGAGUGAUGAUAAUGAAGUCUGCUAUUUAGGCACUUGCUGUCCCCUAGGGGUGUUGACACACAUGAUGGACCACCCGAUGUGGAGAAUUACCCCCGCUACAGACACCAACAGACAACGUCCAUUAAAAACUGAUAAGGACCCCGACACCAUCAACAACAGCUCUUUACUUUCAAUACAUACCGAAUGUCACUCAUCUACUUUUAGAUAGCAUUGCCUUACAACGAGACAGUAACGUGGAAUGAAGGUUUAUCUGUGCUGGUACGCUACAUACUCAUAGUUUUUACCUUUAUUGUGGUUAUUCAAUACCAAUAUAAAUGACCAAAUUUUCGGACUAAUUUUACGGUGUUGGAUUAAGGUACAAGAUAGCACAAGACAGUAACUGUGUAUGUCGUAAACAGAGACAGUCUUAGUACGAAAUUCGACAUAGUUUUUUUUUUACACGAAGACAGAAUGUGGUAGAUAUUUCCUUUUAGUUACAGUCUUUAUAGUUUGUUACAUUGCUGCUUUAGGCUAUAUUUUCAUUUGCAACCAAUACCCGAUCGCACAGUACUUAUAUCGUGCCAGUUGCUAUAGGAUAUACUAUUUGUUGCUUACUUCUUAGAGUUUUUCAACUUGCCAAUAUUCAACAAUUUGUUAAUAGUCCUUUCCUUUAUAUGUUGCAAUUAACUCACAGAACUUUGGCGGUAGAAAAUCUAGCAAGACAUAAUAAUUACAUUCUGAUUUGGGAACAAAACGUUUGUUAUAGGAAACAACAUCAUCACAUUUAUAUAAUUUAUGUAAGUCUUGCAAAAUGUACUAGUAAUUAGCUUACAAACGAUGUAGUAGAUUCCAAUGCUGUACUGAUAUAGGCCACUGACAAAAUGCAUACAGCAACGUAUCAUUAGAUUCAUUCCUAUUGUUACAUGUUUGAUGCUGUAAAAGCAUUAUGCACAAUAUAAAUCUACGUACAAGUUCCGCAAAAAACUACACAGUGGCUGCUAAAAACGACAUUUUUGUAUGACGAGCAAAUGUUUUGUGGUACUUGACAGUUUGAAUGCUUCUAAUAAAGUGAACUUAAUAAUG